Messenger RNA from Trichomycterus rosablanca, 7527 nucleotides. RefSeq names its product immunoglobulin superfamily, member 10 (gene igsf10). The record is from RefSeq and is a predicted model, not a curated record. Gene Ontology annotation, molecular function: protein binding. The transcript has 6 exons. The coding region runs from base 1 to 7527 and encodes 2508 amino acids. NCBI's taxonomy places the organism in Eukaryota, Metazoa, Chordata, Actinopteri, Siluriformes, Trichomycteridae.
AUGUCCACGUCCACAAUGAGCCGUUCAUGCAGAGCUUCGUCCUCCAGCUGUUCCAUGUUCCUGACGCUCGUGCUGUUGGUGUUGGGGACUCAGUCCAGAAGCAGCGCGUGCCCCAUGCAAUGUGCCUGUCCCGUUCCCUCAGAGGUGCACUGCACAUUUAGGUACCUGAGCACCAUGCCGAGAGAACUCGAUCCUGCUGUGAAAAGAAUUAAUAUGGGCUAUAACAGUCUAACGAUGCUAAGAGAAAACGACCUGUCAGGGCUGGAGAACCUGGAACUGUUAAUGCUGCACAGUAACACCAUCCAAACUAUUGAGGACCGGUCAUUCCAUGAUAUGAAGACUUUGCAGGUGCUGAAAAUGAGCUACAACAGAGUCAAAGAGCUGCGCAAGGAGACCUUUCAAGGCCUGGACAAUAUUUUGCGUCUCUACGUGGACCACAAUCGCAUCGAGUUCAUCCAUCCGGAAGCGUUCUACGGCCUGACCUCUUUGCAGUUCGUCAAUCUCGAAGGCAACUCGCUUCAGCAGCUUCAUCCAGACACCUUUAUAACUCUGAGGCACAGCCAGAUUUUUAAAAUCUCUUCCAUCAAGACGAUUUAUUUAUCAGACAACGCGCUGACCGGCCUACCUGCUACACUGUUCACCGGCUGCUACCAGCUAGAGAACGUUUUUCUGAACGGAAACCCUUGGUCGUGUGAUUGUCGGAUGGACUGGCUGGCAGCGUGGAUCGAAAAGAAUCCAGGCAUCCUGAAAUGCAAAAGGGACAAGAAGCUUCCUGGAGAACACAUGUGCCCCAUCUGUGAAUCUCCACAUACUUCCAAAGGCAGCAGUAUGAUUCACCUGUCAAGUCACGCCUACGCAUGUUCCAAGCCCUGGAUACACCCCGAUUUAAAACAGAAGAACAUUACAAUGGACGAAAGCAGCUAUACAUCGGUGUUUCCUAAAGAUUUUAUAGCGCCGAUUGGAACGAUGGAAAUGAACAUCACAGACGAGUUCCAUAAAGACGCCAGCAUUUCCUGUGUCGUCCAGAGACCGUCCGAUUUGUCGGGCUUAAAUCUAACCUACGGAGUAAACGGCGAAGAUGUCACGACUCUCAGUGCAACCGUAGUCAUAUCGCUAAUUUGUAAUAUCGACCGCGACCAUAUCCGUCCACUUUGGAGCAUCUUGGCGUCUUACAGCGAUUCCCCGAUGAGACUCGAGCGGGGUUCGCUGCUCACAGGGCCACCAGAAAUGAUCUACAAAUAUAGUCAAGCAAUGGUAGCAGAUGAUGAAAUAUUCACAGAGAUCGAGGCAGAUAUCAAGGCAAAUCCUGCAUGGUUGAUGCAAGACGUCAUUAACUUCCAGCUGGACCGGACGACAACCACACACACGACCCUUCACAUCAAAUAUCUGUCCAAUAUCAAAAUGAACAUUGAGACCAAUAAAGUAAAACGAGGCAGAUACGGCUGGACUAUGAUCAACAGAGACAACCAGACUAAGACCGAGUUCUCUGUCCUUUCUGGUGGCUUGGUGGAACUGAACUGCCAGACCGAUGGUGAUCCCAGACCCUCCAUAGAGUGGAUAUUACCAGAUGGAAGCAAGGUACGGGCACCAUACAGCAGUGAGGACCAAAGGAUUGUCAUUUCAGAUGACGGAAAGCUGACUUUAAAAGCCGUAUACAGCUCCGAUGAUGGUGUUUACCACUGCAUUGCGACAAACUAUCUCGACGCGGACGUGCUAUCCAUCAGGGUUGCCGUGAUGCCCCCAGAUGCUGAGGAGUCAGAGGUCAACGGGGUUCAAGUCUCACGGUCGCUUGGAGGGAGCUUAUUUCUUCAUUGUGAAAGCAGCGGAAGUCCGCCAGCCUCGGUUCACUGGAUACUUCCAGACCACACAGUUUUGGAUCAGUCGUUCGGAAACAGGAAUCUUUACCCAAACGGGACUUUAAAAAUACUCCAACUGACUGACAGGGACAGGGGGAUUUACAGAUGCUUAGCUGCUAAUCAUCUCGGGGUAGAUCUCUUAGCCUCUCAAGUCAUGGUUCUAGGUAACAAGCCAAAAACUGAUGUUCAGGAGUCUGAGGGAUCUGGUGAUGAUUCACAGACAGACACGGAUGACACCCAGGUUUUCGACAGUGAAACUAUUUCUGCCAGAGUUAACCAGGAAUCAAGGACCAUUACUUCUGAUAGGCCAUACCCCAGACUCAGACCUUCACUUCCACGAGGUUCAGCAAACAGAAGAGGCGGAAGCAGACGCAUGUGGAACAGAAGGGUAUUCGAUAAAUCGUCGAGGAAAGUAGAUCCUCAGAUUUUAGCAGAUUAUAUUAAGAAAUCUCAAAAAUUUAAAUCAAAUCAAGAUGAAAAUGAAUUAAAAGCUGAUCGUGGACAUUCUGAUGGUGAGGAAGGUUCAGGGAGUGUAGUGUUUGAAGAUGAAACUUCUAUUCAAAAGCAGGUCACACCAAUAACAGAAAAUCCAGAAAAUCUGUAUAAGGGUGUCAUGAUUACAGGCCACCGACUCGAGGACAAUCAAAUCAAUGCGACUCCAAUCACGAGGGUAUCAGAUGAUAUAAUAGAUGCCACAGGAACUGAAAACAUGGUAUCAACAGCUUCCUACACCAUGCCAGAUGCCUAUCCAGUGGAGCCCAGUGUUACUGUUAGAAAUGGCGCAUUUCAAAACGACGACACGACACCUUUCAUAACCACUCAAGGGUAUUCAGACACCCAAAUGGAUGGUACAACAUACAGCUCUAAACCAAGUACGAGCAAGCCUUUACAACCUGUGACCUUAAAAUUCACAGUCACGGACACCGUGGAUGAAAUGGAGCUCCCAUUUUCUGGUGACAUGCCAGACACCAAGACCGAGACAGAGGUGCUGCCAUAUCUUGAUUCUGAGAUCCCUAAUAUGACACCUGCAAUGGAAAUUCCGGUCCAAAGCGUGAAGCCAGGCGUGUACACGUCCACAGACCCUAAAAGCCAGACGACCUUCACAGCGGUCACCACAACAGAAAGAGAACAAGAUGAGAUCAUGUUUCAUACCACACAAAGGAUUAAGUCUCACCGGCUUCCUCCUGGAUCUACGAUCAUCUCCCACAAUCAGAUACACAUAAUUCCUCCCAAUGAUAAGAGACCGGGCAGACGACGCAACUUUCCCAAUAGGCGCAGGAUCAUCCGGCCCAACAAAAUCACUGAUAUACAGUCCCUACUGGAUAAGCUUAAAAGGCCGGCUGUAAAGUAUGGUAGGAAUGCCACGGUCACAUACACAGUAGAACUGACCACAGGACAUGAGAGAGUGUCUACAGUAAAACCCAUGACCACACAAAACCAAAACACAGUCAGUCCAACCGGCAUAUUUUAUGACCCAACUUCUGCCUCAAGGACCGAAAAAACAACAACGACGCAAAGCGCCCCAUUUGUUACUCUGCCAAAUUCAUUUAAAGGUGAGGGCGAAGCCCCUAAGCAAAAACCAACACAAGAUACCAGAAAAACCAUUUCAACAACUGGUAUGCCUUCAGCUACCACAAUCAAGUCUUCGAAAGUCAUACAGGGAAAAAUACCCUGGGACCGGUUAUUCGGAAGCAAAGGGAGUCGGCGGGAAAUCCUUAAGAGACUCAGAAAACCAGCUAAACCACAGACUACGACACAGACCACAAUAUCGAUUGCAUCUACAACCACAACAGCACCAUCGAUGGUCAUAACCGCCCUACCUACUGCAGAGUCGUUGGCCGCACCGAUGACCGCCACUCCUCCUGUAACGCAGAGAAACCCGGACGAAUUCGAGAUAUCCUCCGAUGACUUCUCAGGUUCGUCAACCGCUCAAGAAUCACAAACCACGGAGGAUGUCGUAGCCUUAUUUACAACUGCUAGUCCAAGCAAGAGUUACGUUAAAACAACAGCAAUGUACAAGCCUGCCAGUACAGCAACAGCCAGAGUGUCCAGAGUGUCCAGUCUACCAGCUCUAACAACAACUAAAACAACAAGCAAGGAAGAAACCAUUGAGUCGUCAGGCCUAGACUCAGGUGGGUUUUCUGGUAGAUUUCGAGGAAAUCAAAAGCCAGGUUUUAAUAGAAGACGUUUUAGAGGACGACGGCCAAGUAAGACAUCAACCACACAAGCUCCAACCAUCACGUCUGCUCCAUUUAAACUAACAUCAUCAGCACCACAGAUAAAAGUAAGCAAGGACUCGUAUACACCUACCGGAGAGGUAGUAAAGUCCAGCGUAACCACAUCAUCUGAUAUUACAGACGCUGACAAUGAUGAACGGGCGUCUCAAACCAAAGUUUUGGACUCUCCAGGAACAUAUUCCACAACACAAGAACUCUCACCAACAUCAAGUCCAUCCUAUAAAACAACUAACACUCCUAGACCAUACACCACACCAAGGUCUGAGAUCCUGAGCAACCAAAUAACAACAAGUACCAACACCGUUUUGAAACGACCACCUGAAACAGGUGGAAGGCCAAACACAUCAAGCAACCUUCCUGACCAAUCAAACACAAAAGCUUCAACUGUCAAGGACAGAAAUGAAAGGACUCAAAGUCCUGAUCACACCACUGUCUAUGACACCACAACAUCAAAUACCGUCGACUUCAAAGUAUCUACAGAGAAUACAGGAUCUAAGCCGAGAAUUGUUGGUGGAAAUGCAGCCAGUUUUACAGUUCAGUCAAACUCGGACGCUUUCCUUCCUUGUGAGGCUACAGGCGACCCGAAGCCGAGCAUCAGCUGGAAGAGAACAAAUACAGGCAGCACACUGACCAUUAAAGGCAAAGUGGGUAAAUUUGAGAUGUUUAGCAAUGGAACUCUGUUGAUUCAGAACACAAACGUCAGAGAUCGGGGACAGUACGUAUGUUUGGCUGAGAAUGUUCACGGCUCUGACAAACUCCACGUUAUGCUGACCGUGGUAGCUUAUCCUGCCAGGAUCCUGGAACCGAAGAUGCGAGACAUUAAAGUCCACUCUGGUCAAAGGGCUGAGAUGAGGUGCAAGACGUUGGGCACACCGACUCCUGUCCUGUCGUGGAUUCUAGCAAACCGCACUCAAGUCAGAAGUCAAAACAAUGAGCAUGCUAGAGUAACGGUCACACCGGAGGGUACUUUGAUUAUCCGACACGUGUCGGUUUAUGAUCGAGGACAGUAUAAGUGCAUCGUAAGUAAUUCGGCCGGCGCGGACACGGCAUCCGUGCGCCUGCAAGUGGUGGCAGCACCGCCUGUCAUCUUGGAAGAAAAAAGGCAGCUGGUGAGGGCCGAUGUUGGACAGAGCGUGUGGAUGCCCUGUACGGCACGGGGAGACCCUCAACCCACCACACAAUGGGUCCUGAUGGAUGGGACAGCUGCAAAGUCCAUUCAUGCCGAUUCAAGAAUAUCUUCACUUCCUAAUGGUACUCUUUACAUGAAAAACCUGGAUGUCUCUGACAGUGGAAUGUACGAAUGCAUCGCAACGAGCUCAACAGGAUCAGAGCGACGAGUGGUCACUCUGUCUGUGGAAAAAACUGAAACUGCUCCUUAUAUAACUGAGACUUCUAAUCUGAGGACUGAGCUGGAAUACGGCGGCCAGCUUCAGCUCAACUGUUCUGCGACUGGGAAUCCCAGACCUCGAAUUAUGUGGAGACUCCCCUCCAAAGCCCUCGUGGACCAGUGGCACAGAAUGGGCAGCCGUAUCCAGGUGCUGGAAAACGGCACACUUGUUAUUGACUCAGUCAGUGACAAGGAUGCCGGCGACUACCUUUGCGUUGCCCGCAGCAAAGCUGGAGACGAUCUUCAACUGAUGAAAGUGUCUGUCUCCAUGAAACCAGCUAAGAUAGAACCCAAGAUUGUGGGCAAGAAACAGAUACCAUAUGGCAAGGACUUAAAGGUAGACUGCAAGGCUUCUGGUGCGCCCAUACCUGAGAUUUCAUGGGGCUUACCCGAUGGUACACUGGUCAACAGUGCCCUUCAAGCAGACAGCAGUAAUGCAGGAAUUCGAUCCAAGCGUUACAUAUUGUUUGACAAUGGAACACUUUACCUUAAUGAGGUGGGCAUGGAUGAAGAGGGCGACUAUACCUGCUAUGCGGAGAACACUCUUGGAAAGGACGAGAUGCAUGUUCACAUUACUGUGGUGACCGCAGCACCUCGGAUACGCACCCCGAGCCUUACCUAUGCCAAAGUAAAGCCGGGAGGAAUCGUCCGCUUCGACUGCGAGGCCGUAGGAGAACCCAAGCCGAAGAUCAUCUGGAUUCUACCGUCUGGCGACAUGAUCGCUGCGUCAAAUGAACGAUACUUGAUGCACGUCAACGGAUCUCUUGACAUUCGCAACAUUAAGUUCACAGAUGCAGGAGAGUACGUCUGCACAGCCCGCAACACCGCUGGUGAUGAUAGCAAAGUGUACAAACUGCAAACUGAUGGAAAUCCACCGAUCAUCAAUGGAUACUAUAAGAACAGGACGAUCAUUAAAGAAACAGCAGAAAAGUACACGAGGAAGCUUAUAGACUGUAGCGCAAGAGGAGACCCACCGCCAAAGAUCACGUGGAUUAUGCCGGACAAUAUCUUCCUCUCUGCACCUUACUACGGAAGCAGGAUUAACGUGCAUUACAACGGUACUCUAGAGAUUCGCCACGUUCGUCCCACAGACACAGCGGAGUUCAUAUGCAUGGCACAGAAUGACGGAGGUGAAGCCGUCAUGGUGGUGCAACUGGAGGUUACGAACCAGCUCAUGAGGCCAAUCUUUAAAAACCCUUUUAACAACAGACUGGUGACUCGACUGGGAAAAACAACCGUACUGAACUGUUCUGCUGAUGGAAAUCCACAACCUGAUAUGAUCUGGACUUUACCCAAUGGAACUCAGUUUACCGGAGGACCUCAUUUGGGUUCCCGAUUUCAACUCGGCACUGAUGGCACCUUCGUCAUAUAUAAUCCGAGCAAAGAGGACGCUGGUAGGUAUCGAUGUGCUGCGAAGAACAAGGUUGGGUACAUUGAGAAGCUGAUCGUUCUAGAGGUUGGACAAAAGCCUUACAUUCUCACUCGACCCAAAGGGAUUAUCCGUGGUAUGUCUGGGGAACCCCUGUUCCUUCACUGCCUGGUUGACGGAAGCCCUCGCCCCAACAUCUUGUGGACAGUGCCAGGGGGUCAUGUCAUAAGUCAUCCUCAGAUAAUCAGCCACUACCAGCUGAUGGACAAUGGUACACUAGUCAUCCAUCAAACCAAACCACACGACCGUGGGAACUAUCUAUGCCGGGCAAAGAACUACGUCGGUGAGGCGGUCCUUAACGUGCCCGUGAUGAUUAUUGCAUAUCCACCACGCAUCACUUAUGGACCCCCACCAGCUCUACAGACAAUGAUGGGAACUCCUGUGCAGCUUAACUGUGUUGCUACUGGAGUUCCGAAACCAGAAAUCACCUGGGAACUGCCUGAUAGAUCCGUUCUCUCUACGGCUAAAAUGGGGCGUCCGUCAGGGAGUGAACUGCUCCAUCCACAGGGAACACUUAUAAUCCAGAAGCUGUCAAGAGCAGACUCUGGCCUUUACAAGUGCCUGGCCACUAAUCACCUCGGGACAGACAGCAGAGCCACAUACAUGAGGGUCAUCUAA